This is a messenger RNA of Haliotis rubra (blacklip abalone), 1760 nucleotides long. RefSeq names its product TLC domain-containing protein 5-like. The record is from RefSeq and is a predicted model, not a curated record. NCBI's taxonomy places the organism in Eukaryota, Metazoa, Mollusca, Gastropoda, Lepetellida, Haliotidae. The transcript has 4 exons. Bases 107 to 1039 code for a protein of 310 amino acids. Gene Ontology annotation, cellular component: membrane.
AUUAUCUUAAUCGGUGUAACCAAGAUGGCAGCCUCCAUAUAGAAAACAAACUUGUUGCUUUCGCAACAACUUGUACGUAAUGUGGUUCUAGUCUACAGAUGCGACAAUGACGCUGUUGCUGGUCCUGUCCUGCCUGGGGUUGUGGAUGCUGUUGUAUCUGCUGCUGUGUCGACUCAACCCGGGGCGGCGCUGUGAGUGGCACUGUCGCUCCGUCACCACCGUUCAUGCCAUCCUCAUCACCUCUUUAGCAGCUUGGUGCAGCUUCAUCCAGGGACCCUGGCCUUUCACUGAUGCAGGAGGCCCGAACACACCACUCCAGUACCUGACGACGUCCAUCUGCCUCGGCUACUUCAUCUUCGACUUCUCCUGGUGUCUCUACUUCAAAACCGAGGGUCCAGCAAUGAUGGCCCAUCAUGCUCUCAGUAUAUUUGGGCUGACAGUCUGCCUGGUUGUAGGGAAGUAUGGCACCGAGCUUGUCGCCACCAUCUGUGGCGCUGAAGUUACCAACCCCUUGUUGCAGCUCCGUUGGUUUCUGCGUGAGACUGGACAGUACCACACCAUCACUGGAGAAAUUGUGGACAUAUUGUUUAUGGUGUCCUUUGGCAUGUUGAGGAUCGGUGUCGGGUCGGUGCUUCUGUACAGCUACUUUCAGCAACCUACUGAUUUCUUUGGCCGAUUUGGCGGCGUGUGUAUUUAUGCCAUAGGCUGGGUGUUCUGGAUAGCCAUUGUUCAGUAUGCCAUCAAGAAAUAUACAAAAAGAUGGAACGGAUGGAAGAGGAAAAGGAAAAACACGAAAAGUGAAACUGUUUCAGAUAAUUCUGAAAUGGCACAGACAGAAGAUAUGUUUGUUGGUGAGAAAGUGUGUUCACACCCAGAAACAUUGGAAGAUAUUCCAUCUCAGGGAGAACUGAAGAAACCUAACGGUUAUUUGCGGGUCGGAAAGCCACCUACGCCAGAAGGAAAUGACGGGAUCAUCAACGGAAUAGUUCACAGUCACAUUUCCUGUCUGGUGUCUGAGGCGGACAAGAAAAAUGUAUGAUGCACGCUUGCAUAUUCCCUCAAUGUUCGCUGAAUAGCAUUAGGUCGAACAUUUGAAGUCAACGCAGGAACAUUAUUUGUUCCUUAAUCCUUACAGGAAUUUCCAAAUAUUUUCAUGACCAAAUUUUUGUCAUUUUUACUGUGUUUGAUUAUUUAAUGAAUCGAAUUAUGCUCAAAUUGGAAUAUUGCCAGAACUAUUGAUCUCAGGAGUACUGGGAUGAAAUCCUUGACAGCCAAAUGAAUACACAAUGCCAUUUAGAAACUGGUCAAAUGUGACAUGUUAUAUUUGGGAUUACACUUUCUCAGUAAAGUAGAGAUUCUAGUACUUUUAUUGGGUUGAUUCCCAUCUGGGAUUCGAACCCGCACCCUCAGAGUCCGGCAUCUAAUUUCCAGCACACAGAGUCAGCUCUCUUACAAACGUUAGACAGCUGAUGACAUUAGACAGAUAUAGAUUAAAGGGAAUGAGGUUUCUUUCUGCAAUCCUUCCUGUCACAGCAAAACCUCUUUUAUAAAGUUCUUGAACUUGGGUUUUAGACAAUGUGUCUGCAUGACAUCAGCUGAGUUAGAAAAGCUGUUGAAAAUAUAGGUGCCAAUCAUCACAGAAUCGAUAUAUUAUGCACCGAAUCCCACCAGUAUAUUUCCAGUGUGGUAAGGGACCGUCAUAAUUUAUGGCUAGGGGGGUGAUGGUGAUAUCUAUGAAAAAGCAUGUACAAUGUGAAUGC